Messenger RNA from Thermothielavioides terrestris NRRL 8126, 330 nucleotides. RefSeq lists its product as uncharacterized. The transcript has 2 exons. The record is from RefSeq and is a predicted model, not a curated record. Lineage: Eukaryota; Fungi; Ascomycota; Sordariomycetes; Sordariales; Chaetomiaceae. Bases 1 to 330 code for a protein of 109 amino acids.
AUGACGAAGCCCAUCACUCUCCUCCACGCCCUGACCGCCACCCUGUUCCCACUCACGCAGGCCAAGGCCUGCACCGAAGGCCUCAACUACCGUGGCUAUAACCUGCUGAAGAAGGGCACAGCAAAUACGCAGCGAGAUCGACAACGAACCCAGAGCAGGCCGGACAGCCGACACAAGGACGUGGACAAGCAGCGCUCGCUCUUCCUCUUCCAAUUGCGGCAGCGACGACGGCUGAUGGAUCCGCUAGUGAGGUGUACUUACCACGGCGAGCGACACGUGUGUGGACGGUGGGAGCGGGAAGGACAGCGGCUAUUACAUGUUACUAUGUAA